This is a messenger RNA of Juglans microcarpa x Juglans regia, 672 nucleotides long. RefSeq names its product small nuclear ribonucleoprotein E-like. Gene Ontology annotation, molecular function: RNA binding. Gene Ontology annotation, cellular component: U2 snRNP; U4/U6 x U5 tri-snRNP complex; U5 snRNP. The record is from RefSeq and is a predicted model, not a curated record. NCBI's taxonomy places the organism in Eukaryota, Viridiplantae, Streptophyta, Magnoliopsida, Fagales, Juglandaceae. Gene Ontology annotation, biological process: mRNA splicing, via spliceosome; spliceosomal snRNP assembly. The transcript has 6 exons. Bases 115 to 381 code for a protein of 88 amino acids.
GACUCUCAGCUGUCGGGGUAGAGGGGAGGGGAAAGAAAAGCUCUCUGCUUUAGGGUUUUGCACGUCUUCGACUCCAUUUCUCUGUGACCCGAGCAACCAUCGAAUUCAACAGUCAUGGCAAGCACCAAAGUUCAGAGGAUCAUGACCCAACCCAUUAACCUGAUUUUCAGGUUUCUUCAGAGUAAAGCUCGUAUUCAAAUAUGGCUUUUUGAGCAGCGGGACCUGAGGAUUGAGGGCAGAAUUAUUGGUUUUGAUGAGUACAUGAAUUUGGUUCUGGAUGAUGCUGAAGAAGUCAAUGUCAAGAAGAAGAGUAGAAAAUCUCUAGGGCGGAUUCUUCUUAAGGGAGACAACAUAACUCUGAUGAUGAACACGGGAAAAUGAUGAUUCCAGCAUCCUUUUCAAUUACAUGGAGGUUAGCUGCUUUCAGUUUACUGCUAUUUUAGAUCCCUGUUGGAGAUCAUGUAUGAUUAUGAUUAAUCAGCUUACUAAUGAACUUUCCUGUCGGAGAUCAUGUAUGAUCAAUCCACUUAUUAAUGAUUCUAGAUCCUUAGGCUAGACUCAUGACACUAUUUUUUUUUUUUAAGUAAAGACUCAUGACACUAUUUGUUGCUCUCUUACAUGGUUUAUCCUGCUUUCUGCACAAUUGGCUAUGCUUCUAUUCGCAUUUUGAUA